Messenger RNA from Bactrocera oleae (olive fruit fly), 7290 nucleotides. The record is from RefSeq and is a predicted model, not a curated record. NCBI's taxonomy places the organism in Eukaryota, Metazoa, Arthropoda, Insecta, Diptera, Tephritidae.
GUGUGUGCCAGCUGGGUUGCUGAGUGCGUCUGGCGGCCGCGUUGUCGGUGUGUCGAAGGCGAUCUCUCGAGCACGAACGGCCCAGCACCAGGAAAGCCUCGACGGCCAGCGCAGUUAUUGUGGCAGCUUCCUGCCAAGCGGUUCGCGGUUCGCUCUAGCAUUGGAAAAUUCUAAUAAUCGCGUAAUACUAAAUACUUAGCCCAUAUUCAUACCCGUGUGUUUGUUUGUGCAUCUGUGUAUGUGUUGUAAUUAUUCAUUCCUCUAGCGUUGUGUUUAAAAUUAAUUAACUUGAUUCGCGUAUCUCGAAACUUCAAAGGCUACAUUGACUGCAUAAUUCUGAAGAAGUGAAUCUUCUAAAAUUAAUUUAAGUUGAAAUGCUUGAAGAAAACACUUGAAAAUUGUAGAGAACCUCUUACGUCAUUCACCACAAUAUCGGCUAGUGUCCUAAGCUCUUGCGCCAUUUUUUAGUUAGCACUUAUGUGGAUAGAAAUAGUAAAAAAUAUAAAAAUAUGUCUGUAUAUUAGUUUAAUUUUUGCAACUUUUGUUUAUUAUUAAUUUAAUUUUAAAUAAACAUAUGCGUUCUGAAUGAUUUGAAAUAGUACUUUUUUCACCGGUGUUCUCAGAAAAGAGAAUGUUUGUAAUCAAAAGAAAACUCAUAAAAGCACAAAUGGCAAUCAAUAUUUUAUCAAAAAUUCCGAAAAAAGUCCCGUUAUUGCGAAUGUGUGCAAAUAAACACUGAGUUCAUGGAGGUUCGAGGUCACAAGCGACUCAAAUUAGAUUGUAGUUUGGCCUCACCUGUCAAAAAUUCACUAUUUGGACCUAUAAAAAUCUAAUUAUUUUGUAUAGUACCAAAAUAUCUGCAAUUUAAACGGCACAUUGCACAACUAUAAAAGCGAAAGUGACUCACAGCGCCAGAGGAACAGUAAAGGCACACAUUUGGCACACGUGAAUGCCGUAAAAUAAUGGACAUAAUAAAUGUUCAUAUCUUCCGGCAAGUAUAAUUUAAAGCCUUCGAAAAAAGAACAAAGAAUUUUAUUAAUCGCACAACAUAUGAUUGUGUGUGUGAUUGUGACUGCGUAAGGAUUCCAUGAUCGAGAGAAAGUAAUCUUUUGUUGAAAAAAAAAACCAUAAGAAACGAAAUAAAACAAAAACAAGCAAGUAAUAUAUCGGAAAUAUUUAGUAAACUUUCUAAGCAAAAUACACACAUCUUCGGAAAAUGACGAAAGUCAACGUCGCAGUCGAACGUGAGAGCUCUGUCGCGCGUUUCCCGAGGUGAUGCUAAAAAUAAACCCAUUUGUACUAGGACAAACAAUCCAGAAUAAAAUAAAUUUAAAAGUGUGCAAAUACCCCAAUAAAAGUGUCAAAAAGAAGCAAUAUAUAUAAUUUACAAACGAUAUUCAUAGUUUAAUAUACGAAAAUUGCAUAUCGGUUUGUGUGGUGAAAUAAUUCGAAUAAAGUCCGUUCAUUCGACACUACGCCAUGCCACUCUAUACAGAUCAAAGCUAUUAUUAUAGCAGCGGUAGCAGUCAACUCUAUGCCCCUUACUACACCCCGGGCCUAUAUGGCACUAGCUCUUCGAGCAGUUCCUACGCCCCGUACUCCUCCACUUACAAUCGCACGUUUGGUGGUAGCUAUACACUGCCUUUGACGCCGCCGCGGUCUCCGACUUACACCUCAACACACAGCUUGGCAUCCCGGUAUCAACCAAAGUUGUCAACCAUCACCGAAACUUCUCCCCUCAUUAGUUCCAGACACGGAGGCAUUUUACCGUUAACACGAAUACAAUCGCCGAAAAUAUUUCCCUACGCAGCCACCUCGGCAACUACUACAAAAUAUGUACCACCCCGCCCGAUACCUAUCAAUACGGCAGAUAUCGAUGUAUCUUCAAAGCGAUAUCCGCAUCACAGGGAUGUUCUUGAGAAAGAAAAACAUGAUAAACAGGAUAAUGAAAUUAAGCGUAAUAGCAAAGAAAAUAAUAAGAAAGAAAAAAGCGAAAGAAAUAAGGAAGAGGGGAAAAAUCAAGAGAAAAAGGGAAGGUCAUCCACUAUUAAAAGAGACCGACCUGUAGUUCGUUUAUCCACAAUUCGCUCACGUAGUAAAGACCGAAACCGUAAUACAAAGUCCACAACUUCGAGUACAGACGAUUCCCCUGAACCGAAAUCCAAAAUAUUCAAAGAUCUUCCCACAAUAGAGCCAUUGCACCCAACCGAAACGCAUAUUAGUUGGCGUCAGAAGUUGGCUGAAGAAUUGGCAACAGAGCCUACGAACAGUUCCAAAAAAUCACCAGGUGAUUUAAUUCGUGAACGUUAUCUUAUACAGGAAGCCUCAUCCGAUAAUCUCAAUAAAUCUCAGAGCCAGCACUCUCCAUUAAAGGAUGACAAUGAAACAAAAGACAACCUUGCUGGUGAAGUAAUAAUUGAAAUGGAUUUGGAUUCUACUAACAACAGCAUCCGCCGUUUAAGUAUACCCCAGUGUCCCACGUUUCAUGAUAUAUGUGAGGAUAUUUCGUCGGACAAAAUUGACGAUGACCUCAACGCAGGUGAACUAAGGCGUCGCGCUUCACUUAUUCAAGAACAAGAACAAGAAAUUCUCAAUAAAUUACAAAAGUCUGCGUCUGGCACUUUCCAGCUUAUUCAUCUUGAAAGACGUGAUAGUCACGACAGUGCGGCCGAGGAAGGACAUCGCCAAUCAACAAAGAAACGUACAUCGAAAAAAGGAAAAAAGAUCAGGCACAAGAUUACAGCUGUCGUUGAAGUGGAAAAUUCUCCUAUUCUUCCGGUACUUCAAGAGAAAGAUGAAUUGUCUACUACGACACCUGGAAAGGACUCAUCAAUAAAACCUAAGUUCACCUUCAAUGUUGAAUCGGUUGAAGAACAUCACGAAAUUCACAAAGUCUUUAAAUUGCCAAAGAGAAAAAGUGUAAAAAAUAUCAUGAAAUCGAGAGAAGUCACUUUGCCUGAAGGAUUUAUGCAGGCGAGUCCAAAAGCGAAAAUACAGCCCAAAGCAAAAUCACCGACGAAAACGGGUACAUUUAUCAGUACGGCAGAAAUUUUCACAUUUGAGCCCUCGAGUGUAGACUCAUAUUGGGCAAAUAAAGAUCGUGAUAACUUAGAAGCAAUUGUAAGUCCGAAGUUUCAAAAUGAUGUUUCUAAAGACGAAUCGAGUUCCACCACCCAAUCUCCUGAAUCACCUAAAUUGACCAUUUCAGAAACAACGGCUUCGUUGCAUUCCACAUCAGACAAUCAGAGCACAAAUUUAAAAGAGCUUGUGCUUCCAAUCAAAAUAAAGAUCGAAACUACAAGACCUUCAAAAAUUGAACUACCAAAGGUUUUGCCAACAACAGUAAAGGAAACCAAGCAAAACCCUAUUGAAAAGUCAGACAGCGGAAUAGAUUUUUGGUCCGAAAUUGGAAACCGUGAAUCAGUGUACAUGACAAACCGAAAGAAGGGGCAACUUGAGAGCCAAUGGCAAAAAUGCGAAGAACUUUUGGAAUCCCAAGCUGUGGAAGACGUAAGCAAUAUAAAAGAAAUCAAAUCUGCCGUAACAGCACAGAAAAAUGAAGCUUUAAAGAAAGCAGACCAAGAUAUGGCAAAGGCAAAUGACAAAGGCGUGGUAGGAAGAUCUCAAUCUACAGAAUCUACAAUGUCUGAUAAGGUGACUAAAGGCCAAAAUAACUUGAAUUUGUUAGGAAAAACGGAACAACAAGCGAUUACUAAAAAUUCAACGGCAAAUGCACACAAAUCUUUAAUCGAACAAAAAUGUAAAACCGAAAAUUUAGCAACAACACCAACAACAAGCUCUUUGACAGCCGCGACGACUGCAACAAGCGCCGCGACCAAAAUAAAUUCUGGGCAAGCCGCCAAGUCACCUGCACAACAACCGAACAAAUUUACGACACUAGUGAAGAACGACAACGAAAGCAACAUCAAAAUAGAUAAAGCGAAAUUAUUCAUUAGCCAAACCGACACAAAAACUACGAAAACACAAACACAACUAUCAACCACACCAAAAUCAAUCACAACAUCGGCUAAUAGAAAUUUGAAGGAGGCUAAACUAUUGCCAGAAGUUAAUGAACCACAAGCAAACGGCGCAAUAACUGAAGCAAGAACAACGUCAUCAAUAGGCGAAAGUUGUAGGCCGGAAAUAAAAGUGGUGGGACAAAAUGAAGCAUUGUCAGCUAUCACGACUACAGUACCACUUGAAUCAACUGAGUCCACAUCCUCUACCGUUAGUGGUACGAAGCCAAAAACUACCCCUAAAGCAAUAGCAGCAAAAGAAAAAAGUAUCGCAACAACUGUUGCCAAAUCAAAAGCGUCCCCACGAAGUGAGCCGGCGACACCCAUCAAUGCCGAUCAAUUCAUUUCGAUAGCACCCCCAAAGACUACGACGUCACCAACAAAAACCAAAACGACGUCACCACAAAACAUAAAAACAAAGGCAAAGGCAACAAUAACGAUCAACAAAGAUGUGAACGAAAAAGUGGCCAAAACAAAAAUAUCGCCAAAAACAACAACCGUGACAGCGACAGUAGCAACAUCGCCCAUAACAAUAGCAUCCACACCCGAAGUAGCGACAACAGCUGCCGUCGCAAUUACUGCAACUACAUCGUCGACGACAAAGCUACCAGUUAGCUCGUCUACGAAGUCAUCCACAUCCCCAGAGACCUCAACAGCUGCAAUCGUCUCGCCAAUAGUGGUCGCUACAGAAUCGGUAGCGUGCCGCAAAAGUCACGAAGACGCUGACGACGACAAGAAGAAUCCCCAACAAAAGGCACACGCGCCAAAUAAUUUAUCAAAAUUCGCAACAGUACAGAAUUUGGCGCAGUGUUUACAAGACGUCGACGCCGAUCUAGAAGACUACAUACCGUCAUCUGCGGAAAAUAGCGAUGACGAGGACAGUUCAUACAAUUAUUCCAGUGCGGACGGUUGUGAUUAUCAAAAUUUGAGUGCAAGCAUGAAGAAAAAACUGCGACAACGGCGCAAAAAAGAGAAACAGGCCGAACAAGCUCGUUUUGAUCCACAAAAGAAAAUUAAAAUCGAUCCCUCCAACAAGUGUUACGUGAAAGAAGAGGCACCUCGUUACCCGCUUGUCGCGACACCGCGUCCACUAUGGAAACGUGAAAAACCAGUGUAUCCUGACGAGAAUUCCGAUGAUGAGAGUGGUGACAGUGAGGAGAGCGGGUCGGGUAGUGAGGAAACCGAAGACAGUGAAGAGUGCACUACGUCCGAGGAGUACGAGGACGACUUGAGCACCAAUACCAGUGGAGCGCUCACAGGCAGCAGCAAUUUGUCUAAGGAGAAUUCCGCUAUUAUACGCUUAAGUACCUGCAGCAAUGAUUCGGGUUUUGAAGGCGGCACAGCGCCAUCUAGUCCCAAGAAAAUGCUUGAAUGUGAUGUUAACUGCCACAAGAAAUGCGAGCACUUAAUGGCCAACUUAUGCGGCGUCAACCAGAAACUCAUCGUCGAGGCUUUGGCAUGCGUGAAGCGAGGCGCACGGGAAGCCCGAGAAUCGUCGAGUACUCCACCGAGCUCAAAUCCAGCAUAUACGAUCGAAACCAACGAGGAACAAGAUGAAACGUCGUACACCUAUUCCCAAUUUCAAAAGUUGGGGCGUUUCACAGCGCCAGCUACCGUUAUACCACGGUUCAAAAACUACUCCGUAGAUGAUUUCCACUUCCUAGCUGUGUUGGGCAAAGGCAGUUUCGGCAAGGUGCUGCUGGCUGAGCUGCGCGACACCACUUACUACUACGCCGUCAAGUGUUUGAAGAAAGAUGUCGUUCUCGAGGAUGACGAUGUCGAUUCAACCUUAAUCGAACGCAAAGUGUUGGCAUUGGGCACCAAACAUCCGUAUCUGUGUCACCUGUUUUGCACAUUUCAAACGGAGAGCCAUUUGUUCUUUGUAAUGGAGUACCUUAAUGGUGGCGAUCUAAUGUUCCACAUACAGGAGAGUGGUCGGUUUCCGGAAGAACGUGCACGAUUUUACGGAGCCGAAAUCAUAUCUGGCUUGAAGUUCCUGCACAAAAAAGGAAUAAUUUAUAGAGAUCUGAAGUUGGACAACGUGUUGUUAGACUUUGAAGGUCACGUUCGCAUUGCCGACUUCGGCAUGUGUAAAUUGCAGAUCUACCUCGACAAGACCGCCGACAGCUUCUGCGGUACACCUGAUUAUAUGGCGCCCGAAAUCAUAAAGGGCGAAAAGUACAAUCAAAACGUGGAUUGGUGGUCCUUUGGUGUCUUGCUCUACGAAAUGUUGAUUGGACAAUCGCCGUUCAGUGGCUGCGAUGAGGAUGAAUUAUUCUGGUCGAUUUGCAAUGAGAUUCCUUGGUUUCCUGUUUACAUAUCUGCAGAAGCUACGGGUAUUUUGAAAGGCCUACUUGAAAAGGAUUACACAAAGCGCAUUGGAUCUCAAUAUAGUCCCGCUGGCGACAUAAGCGAGCACUUAUUCUUCAGACCCAUCGAUUGGGAUCUACUAGAGAAACGGCUAUUACCGCCACCUUACAAACCACUUGUGAAACAUCCAUUGGAUACUCAAUACUUUGAUCGCGUUUUCACAAAAGAGCGUGUGCGCUUGACUCCCAUCGAAAAGGAUAUUCUGCAUUCAAUGGAUCAGAAGCCGUUCUUGGGUUUCACAUAUACCAAUCCACAUAUAACUCUAGAUUAGGAUAAAACGCGCACACACUAUUUGUAUGUUCGCAUAUAGUCAAGCAGCAAUAUAAUUUAUUGAAAUAAUGAUAUAAGAACAGAAACCCAAUUUUCGAACUUCGAAAAUCAUAUACAGAUGUACGAGUCUAUAUGGGAUUGCGAAAAUAGUAGAUUACAACCCAAGUUAGUUUCACACCAGUAUUUAAAAAUAAAAAAUUUAGACUAAGCGAGGUUAUUAGAUGUAAUAUAUUUUAGUAUAAGAAAUUUAAAUAAAAUUAAAUAAGUACAGCUGUACAAAGUUUACUACUCACCGUGCCCAGCCUAAUAAUUAAAACCAUUGUUUUUGUGAGGCGGAUCGCAAUGUCUUUUUAAAAGUUAAGUAGUUACGAUACACACUUAUUUCUAGACCUUAUUGUUAUUCUGAUUAGAUUUAGUAUGGAAUGACCGCACAAAUGGGGUUGCGGUUAACGUCCCACAUCCUGCGUUGCGACGAGCUGAAGCUUUAGCUAAUCAAGCUCAUCAUUUCUGCGCAUACAUAUGGACACACAUCUCUUGGUAGAUUUAUUGUAUUUACACACACACAGAUAUACUUAAUUUGUAAGUACUGAACCAAAGAAAAAUAAUAAAAAUUUUAAAAAUUUAAACCUUUCAA